This is a messenger RNA of Lymnaea stagnalis (great pond snail), 1373 nucleotides long. The record is from the annotation of a GenBank genome assembly. Lineage: Eukaryota; Metazoa; Mollusca; Gastropoda; Lymnaeidae.
GGGGAGAAGCUACCAUUUGUAGCUGACAUAACUCAUGAAUUUCACCAUACUUACAACUUGAGCCCUGAUGUAUUUUCCCGCAUUGUUUGUGGGAUGUUAAACACAGGUAAGUGAAAGGUGGCUUCUCGGUAUGAUAGAGAAAGUUUCUUAUUCAACUCUUGAUGAAAUGAAUAUUUAUUUUCUUGUGUCAGCUGUCUUUGAUUUCAGUUUCACUACAAUAGUUGAAAAUAUCUAAUGUGGAACAACUACUUUGUGAAGCACUGUUAUUGUAUGUCAGAGAGUGAUUUAUUUAUAUGUAUCCAUGUGUUUCGGUGUAUGCUCUAACAUGGUUAUCAUCAUUUGUAAACUAAUCGUUCAAAGUGCUCUACUCCCUUCAACUCUGUACACAUUGUUCAUGUAGAGAGGGGGCAUUUUUUCCAUGUCAAAUCAUGCUAUCCCCACCUUUGUUUUUUGUGAGGGUUUUUUGUUGCUACACAGGGUGUUCUCCAUCCCCAGGAAUAAAUGGUUUCCCGGGCUGACAGGUUCAGUUCUUUCCCAGUUAUUGCCAUUAGCUGUGAGCAGUCAAGAACACAUUCGAACCUGCUAUCUCAUGGUGACCUCAAUGUCACCAAUUAAUUCAUAAAAUUAUAAUUUUGUGUAGACAGCCUCCAAUCCUUCUAUUGUUUGUUUCAGGCUUGGGAGGCAAGUUUUACUUUGGUGUCGACGAGACUGGGGUUGUUACAGGUGAAAAACUCACCAAGACUAUCCGAGAUGAAAUCCGUUUGGGUUUAGACCAGAUCAUGUCCAAUGUUGUUCCACCAAUCUUCCACAUGCAGUAUGGGGUACGAUUCGUACCUGUUGUAGAGCCUCAACUAGAAAUGGGAAAUGAACAAGCGACUGAGAGUGAAGAGCUGUUUGUUGUUGGUAAGUUGACAAAACCCAGUGUUAAAAAACUCACCUUUCUGCUGGAAAUGACAUUAAAUUUAUGGCUGUAGAUGUUAUUAUUUUGGUUCUUUAAAAAAAAAAAAUUAAUUGAUGUAUUCUGACUUUGAAAAUUUUAUAAGUUUUAAAAAGAAGUAUAUAUUUUAGUUAAAAAGCCUAAUCAUUUUGAAUUUGAGGCUGCACAAUUUCUAACCUGGCACCACUAAAAAUUAUGCUAAAACAAAACAAAAACUGCAACACAAAAAAUGGUUUGUAAGUAUUACUUGAAUUGUUACUCAAAAAUAAAAUACUGGCCUUAAAGUAGGAAACGGUAAUGCAAACAUUUAACUACAGUUAACUUGUUGAAUAUAAUGCUUUGUUCAUUCCAGUGAUGAGCUUCAAGCCAGCCCAUAGAGUUAUAUAUUGUUGUAAUGGAGGGGAGUCUUUCUACAGGCGAGGUGCUAGGAAUCUGG